Molecule: messenger RNA, 2283 nt
Organism: Capronia epimyces CBS 606.96
Lineage: Eukaryota; Fungi; Ascomycota; Eurotiomycetes; Chaetothyriales; Herpotrichiellaceae
Exons: 4
Coding region: 1-2283 (760 amino acids)
Cellular component (GO): cytoplasm
Molecular function (GO): oxidoreductase activity
Source: RefSeq, a predicted model, not a curated record
AUGCAUCGAGAGCUAAGACGUUGUUGUAUAGUUGGUGGAAAUGCGGUUUCCGCGUUUCUAUCCUGGCGCUUACAGGCGACGAACGCCUGCGAUGUGACUUUGGUCUGGAAAGCAAACUACCAGACCGUGGCGCAGUAUGGCGUUUCUUUCAAAUCCCAAUUGUUCGGUAACGAGCGAUUCAAGCCACGAUACGUUGUCCAAACACCCGAAGAGGCUGCGAGCCAGCAAGCAGCUUUCGACUACGUGAUACUCUGUGUAAAAGCCCUCCCGGACGUCUACAACCUUGCAGACAUUAUCCAAUCUGUCGUCACUCCUCAACACACCUGCAUUCUGGUGAAUACAACAAAUACUCUCGGGGUGGAGCGGCAGCUGGAGGAGAGAUAUCCGUCGAAUGUCGUUUUGUCCCUCGUUUCAGGCGCCAACCUGACGCAACUCGGCUCCAGCGAAUUUGAACACACUGGAUCUACAGAAAUCUGGGUUGGCCCUGCAAGUCAGAACUCGUCUAUUCCAGAGACGAUUCAAAGGGACAUGUCCGAAGCCCUAGCGAUGACUUUGACAACCGCGCAGGUUGAUUGCAAAGUGUCGCCGAAUAUCAAGCAGCAACAGUACGAGAGGAUGAUUGGGCCCAUUGCUUUUUACCCUGCCAGUGUUCUUUUUGAGACCCCCAACCUCUCUAACCUGAUCCGAAUACCCGGCGUCGAGCACUUGAUCUCAGAAAUAAUUGAAGAGCUACUUCAAAUAGCCAUUGCACAAAACUGCGAAUUCAACGACGACUUCAAAAAGGCCACGAUAGAGGAUAUGCUUGCCAGCGGUCCGGAGCCAAGCACGAUGUUUCAGGAUUUCACAGCAAGGCGUCCCAUGGAGGUCGAGACCUAUCUUGGUUCUCCAGUGGAGAUAGGAAAGAGCGCCAAUGUGAAGGUACCACGGCUCGAGACGCUGUACACAAUGCUGCGCCAUAUCAACACUGUGAACAAAGACCGACCUCCUGCGAACACACCGCAACCCCCUGUGCCACAGUCAGGCAUGCCACUAUCCCCUUCCAUCAACCAACCUCCUCCUCGAUCCGUGUCUUUGUCAAACCCCCCGCCGCUGCGGCAACCCAAUGGCUCGCUGAAUGGUGGCCCAAGGCUUAUGAGGGGUCCUCCUAUGAUGGGAGGACCCAUGGGUCCGCCUGGAAGGCGAGGCCCUCCCCCUGUCGGUGGCUUCCGGGGCCUGCCAAAUGGUUAUCCACCUCGAGGGCCGAGCCAACUACAACGCCGGCCAUCCUAUGACGAGACCAAUUUGGACGAGUUCAGUCAUGUCGUUCUCUACGAUGAUUUGCCUGACGGUGAUGUAGCUGGAGGAGCGUACCCAGAUAACGGUGUUCCUGGCGGGAUCUCUAUGCGUGAGAGGGAGCUUAUGCUUCGGGCAAAGGAGUUACACCUCAAACAACAAGAGAUGGCGAUGAAAGGUCGAAGUGGACGGAGAACAUCACAUAAUCGUCAUCAAGAUUUUGAUGACGACGAUGAUGACGAUGACUAUUUCGAUCCCAUACAAGCACGCGGUCCUCCCCCACCGCCGAUUGAUCCCGACAAUUUCGAUAUGAUGAGCGUGACUUCGAGGCGAACGAAGAAAGCCAGCAGCCAAAACCAGCUUCGCAAGGACGUGUUCGCAAACGGUAAUGGCAUGCGCCCCGGAUCCUAUGGAAGACCCAACCCUGGAAAACACCGAACCAGCACUCAAAUACUAUCCGACAUGCCGGUUCUAGGCUCCAACAUCCUUGAUAACCCGAUGAUGGGUUUCGCCUCCAACCGUUACGGUGCGGUGGACCGAAAAGAAAUGGCCGAUGAAUCACGUGCGAACUCGUUGACAGCAAGUCGUCUUCAAGAAAUCGGUGUCAAUGGAGGACCAUACCCCGGGCCGCCUAGUCGUCGGACAAGCCGGUCACCAGGAAAUCCUUUCGGCCCCCAUGGGAGGGUGCCAGGUCGGCCCUCACCACCCAACGACCCCUACAUGCACCCUGGGCCUCCCCGCAAUGGCCGACCAUCACCGCCUGGAGGUAUGCAAGCACCAGUACCGAGAUAUCCUCCUGGUCCGGGCGCCAUGAUCCAUCCACAGCAAGUCGAACAGGCUGGGGUGAGCAAACCCUUCCCACCGCCCAAAGUCCCUGUCAAAAGUCUAACUGGAAGUGCCAGUGCUAGCGCGGGAAGUGGUGAUAGUGGCAGUGCCAACAUUGAAUCUGAGCCUUCGGCUCACAGCAGUACGAGCAGCUUCGUAGCUCGGCAAAUGCUGAGUGCGCAAUAA